This is a messenger RNA of Phaeodactylum tricornutum CCAP 1055/1, 2165 nucleotides long. RefSeq names its product carboxylase propionyl-coa carboxylase. The transcript has 3 exons. The record is from RefSeq and is a predicted model, not a curated record. Bases 118 to 2112 code for a protein of 664 amino acids. NCBI's taxonomy places the organism in Eukaryota, Bacillariophyta, Bacillariophyceae, Surirellales, Neidiaceae. Gene Ontology annotation, cellular component: mitochondrion. Gene Ontology annotation, molecular function: propionyl-CoA carboxylase activity; ATP binding; metal ion binding.
UUUUGCUACCAGGUGGAUGAUGUUCGACAGACAGCGCCUCUUCCAUCUCGGCGAUCUCGGACAUAGACUUACACUCACUAUCAACUGCUUCCAAUCGACGACAACGACGAGACAAUCAUGUGGCAGGCGAUCCUCAUUGCCAAUCGCGGUGAGAUCGUCGAGCGAGUCAUCAAGACGUGUCACGAACUAGAAAUAGAAACUGUCGCUGUCUACUCGACCGCCGACGCCAAGGCUCCCUUCGUCAGCAAGGCCACACAAUCCAUCUGUAUAGGCCCAGCUGCCGCCAACAAGAGUUACCUCCAACCCGACAAUAUCCUCCAAGCCAUGUCCAUCUCGGGCGCACAGGCCUUACACCCCGGCUACGGAUUCUUGUCCGAAAACGCCCAGUUUGCCCAAGCGGUACUGGACGCCGGGCACGUGUGGCUCGGACCGUCCCCCUCCUGCGUGCACCAAAUGGGCGACAAGCUGGAAAGCAAGGCCGUGGCCGUACAGGCCGGUGUCGCUACCGUGCCGGGCCACGAUGGUGUCGUCGAGACACUGUCACAAGCCCUGCAACUGUGUAACGAAACGAUUGGAUACCCCGUACUUCUCAAAGCUCUGGCGGGAGGUGGCGGCAAGGGUAUGCGCGUCUGUUACAAUGAUCAAGACGUCAAGGACGCAUGGACCGUUUCCAAAGCCGAGGCUCUCAGCUUUUUCAACAAUGACCAACUCUUGCUGGAAAAGUUCAUUGAACGUCCACAUCACAUUGAAUUUCAAGUGCUUUGCGGUCGCAAGGAAAAUGGCGACCUGGAUGUUGUAGUCUUUCCCGAACGGGAAUGCAGUAUUCAACGACGCAACCAAAAAGUGAUCGAAGAAUCGCCGUCCUGUUUGUUGACGCCUGAAACUCGCCAAACUAUGGCGGAACAAGUCGUCCGUCUCUGCCAAGCCACUCAGUACCAGUCUGCUGGUACGGUCGAAUUCCUCGUCGACGAGGAACAGAAUUUUUUCUUUCUAGAAAUGAAUUCGAGACUCCAAGUCGAGCAUCCCGUUACCGAAGCUAUCACCGGUGUCGAUCUCGUCAAAGGAAUGCUCUACGUCGGCGCUGGCUGGCCGCUUCCCGACGAAUUUCAGCGCGAUGGCAUCAUCAUGCCACACAAAGGACACGCAGUCGAGGCUCGUAUCUACGCCGAGGAUCCGCUCCGUGGAUUCCUGCCUUCCACCGGACCACUUUCUCCUUACGUCGAACCAUCUUCGGCUCAAAAUACGCCAGAAUCAUACGUGCGAGUCGAAUCCGGGGUGGCUACGGGACAUCUUGUCAGUCCCUAUUACGAUCCCAUGCUCAGCAAGGUAAUCUACUACGACCAAACGCGCGCCGGGGCCAUUGCCGGUCUCUCGCAAGCCCUCGACGAAUAUGUCAUUGAAAGUGUCCAGCACAACGCCCGUCUAGUCCAAUCGGUCUUACGCGAGCCAGAGUUUCUAAAGGGCAAUACCCCGACUUCUUUCCUGCCGACGCAUUACCCAGACGGUUUUAAAGGAGUAAAACUCGGCACAUCCGAUUUGCAAGAACUCGCGGCCGCGGCGGCUGUUAUUUCCGACGUUCGUCGAACGCAUUUCGACCGACCCAGUUUGGGGGGACAACCAAAUAACUCGGAAGUUGUCGUGGAGCAAUAUCUGUGUGACAUGACCAUCGAUGGAGUCUCCCGCAGUGUCCAAGUGCUGGGUGAAUCCAACGAAGGUGAACUCAAGUUGCAAAUGUACGGCGCCGAUGUAAUUGUAACGAUCCAAUCAGAACGGGAAUAUGAACUUAGUGCCCACAUGCAUGAGCCACUGAAGAUUGAUACAAGUUCUUUGAUUCUUAGUCCCAUGCCAGGGACAUUAAUUUCAUACGCUGUCGACGAAGGCGACUACGUGGAAGAAGGCCAGGAGCUAUGUGUCGUAGAAGCUAUGAAGAUGCAAAAUCUGAUCCGCGCGCCACGAGCAGGGACCAUCGGGAAGUGCAAGGUAACUGUGGGCAAUUCCUUGCAGGCCGACCAGCUGAUUAUGGAAUACGCCAAGGACGACAUACACGAAGCAGCAGCGCAGGCCCUGCUGGCGCAAAAGACAAACGUCGUGGCAGGCCAAGAUCAUUUGUAGACGCAAAAACAUAUGAAUACAUAUACGUAAACCUAAACAUGUUUGAAAGGACU